CUCCUCUCCUCUCCUCACCCAACUCCAACAACAGCAAAUCCACAAUUGACCUUUUGCCUCAAGGCUUUGGAGCCACAUGGCUAACUCGGACUGGCGCAUGAGCUUGGACUUCUCUGCUCGUUUGUCAGCUGUCACGAAAAUAACAUGUGCUUUGCAGACGUCGGACCCAACUCUCUCGCCAGAAGACGCCCGCAGGGACGCUGCCAUAGCUGAAACUAGACUUUACCAUGAAGCGCAGUCGAUUGUAAAGAACUCCAGGGGGUUAUCAUAAGCGACUAGUUGACGGUGCUACAGGAGGACUAUGAACGACGGGGCAAUGCAAAGAUAGCCAGCCUCCCGCGACCAUCGCUUGAAUUUCCGACAUUAGAGGAUGAAGAAUAUGUCCC
Cucurbitaria berberidis CBS 394.84 is the source of this 386-nucleotide messenger RNA. RefSeq lists its product as uncharacterized. The record is from RefSeq and is a predicted model, not a curated record. The coding region runs from base 77 to 271 and encodes 64 amino acids. The transcript is spliced from 3 exons. NCBI's taxonomy places the organism in Eukaryota, Fungi, Ascomycota, Dothideomycetes, Pleosporales, Cucurbitariaceae.